This is a messenger RNA of Ceratitis capitata (Mediterranean fruit fly), 1602 nucleotides long. RefSeq lists its product as uncharacterized. The record is from RefSeq and is a predicted model, not a curated record. The transcript is spliced from 2 exons. Lineage: Eukaryota; Metazoa; Arthropoda; Insecta; Diptera; Tephritidae. Bases 72 to 1589 code for a protein of 505 amino acids.
GGCAACAUUUCACAGAAUCUCAUUUUGACAUUAAAAUUAAAAAAAUAAAAAUAUAUUUAUAAAAGCUUUGAAUGGAAAAAGUGAACGCAUCUCAAGAAUCUCCCAAAAACUCUGGGAAAAUAGAGAACCAAGAUGGAGUAGUACCUGAGCACGAUGAUCAUGACAAUGCAGCCUGUGCAGAUACCUACAAUAUCUCUGCCCAUCCUGACGAAAGUGAUCAUCUUGGUGAGGAUUUGGUCCUUAUUCGAGGCGAUGCGAUUGGUGACACUUUAUACAGCGCACGUUUCGUGCUCUCCACAUUACUUAAACUGACAAAAGUUGAAAAAGAACUAGCCGAAAAUGAAGGCUUUGAAAAUGAUCUAUGCUCAGUUUGGGAUAUGACUAUUGAAGAGGAUGUUGUACAACUUUUGUUAGAGCAUAAUGUAUUAGAGCUCUUCGCCCAUAGCAUUAAUAUAACCGAUGAUAAGCGUUUGGUUGAAAUUUUAGUAGGAAUAUUGGGGAAUAUGUGCAAUUUCAAAUCAGCUCGUGAUUCACUUAUUGAAAAUACGACACUAGUACAAACACUACUAGAUUUAACUAAUUGCUCGGAUUCGUUAACGCUUCUUCAACUCACCAGAUUGUUCUCCGUUGUGCUUAUACACGCUGACAGAGAAAUUGCGCUACGGUGGUAUCGACAUAUUUGCCUUUAUCCGGACUUUGCUAAAAAUAUAACUUUUAUACUUAGUAAUUCUAUAAAUGAACAGCUUUUGCGGCAAACUAUGGAAACAUUGAACGCUAUUCUUGCAAAGUUUGCUAUAAUAGAACCUAAUCAAAAUAAUUCUGGGUUGGAUAAUGGUGAUGAAACGGAAGCUGCAAAUAUUUUGCCUACAUUUCCGGAGAUCUUUGUCAAAGAAGAUCUAAUUAAAGCAACCACAGAAGCAUUUCUGGCUCUGUUACCGCGAAAAGAUAACUCAGACCCUCAAGAAAAUCUCGAUGAUGAUGAUGAUGAUGAUGAUGAUGGAAACAUGAUUAUACUUACGCAAAGUACUCACAAUUUAAUGCAAAUAUUCCUCAACAUACACUGUAUUUUAACACAGUAUGAAGAUUUAUCACAAAGUUGUUACUUUCUACAUAUUGAAUCUUUAAUGGAGUGUAUAGGAUAUAUUUUAGAACCUAUGUGCAAUCCGAAGUAUAAAGAACAUUUAAGUAAUCAGGAACAAGAUCUGUUAGACAGCAUCAAUGAUAUUUUUGAGUCCCUUGGAGAUCCUUUUGAUGAGCGUUGUCUGAUAUAUACUAUAAGUAUUUGGAAUUUGUUAAGAGAAGAAAAUGAACAGAUAGCUCGAAGAACACCACCAAAUAAUGAGUUUGAAGAAAACGAAUUAAAGGACGAUGAUUUCAAUUUUGAGACUGCAUAUUUAACAAUACUUGAUAUGAUAGUACGCAUAAUUAACGCAGCUACUGAUGCACAAUUGGAAAAUAUAUUUAAAGAAAAUCUUGAUGAAAAUAUGAAGAAUUUGAAAAAUACACUGAGUAUCGGCGACAAUGAUCAAUCGACCAAGCGUUGCUACUUAAAAAUCCAAAAUAUUUUGCAAAAUAUACAAAAGAAAUAAUUUAAUAACUGUA